AUGGGAACAGGAGAGGAGGGCGGAGGGGUUCAGAGCGAGGAGGACGGAGAGAGGAACAAUUUUCUGGCAGCACAGAACCUGGGAGGGAGCAGCAAAGCUUUCAGCAAGAACAACACGGAUGUUACUGGAGACGGGGAUUUCAGCAGCAGCAGGAAGGGGAUCGUAAACGACGCCUCUGCUGCUCUUGCCGCUGCUUCUGGCUAUGUGAUCAAAGCUGCUUCGGCAAUGGGUUUGAAGAGCCAGAGCACUGUAGGGGCAGGUGAAACUUUCGCUCGGGGUGUUCGGCCAAUCAUACACGAGGGACGGCCGUUGAUUCCAGAGCUGAAGCGACCCAUCUGGGAAAAACCGCCGCCCGGCGGGAAGGUUCCUGGAAAGGAGGAGUUUGCGCUACGGCGUGAAAUGGUUGAGUUCAGAGCGGAAAAGAACGUGGUGGUGGUAACUUUCGCCAACCAUGCUUUUUUGGAUUUUGUGCUGAACUGGGUGAAGCACCUGACGGAACUGGGAGUGACCAACAUCCUUAUAGGUGCCAUGGACCCUACCAUUUUGGAAGCACUCUACCGGGAGGGCGUGCCUGUGUUUGACCUGGAGAGCGGCAUGAGCCCAGAGGACAGCGGGUGGGGCACGCCGGUGUUCCAUGCCAUGGGGCGCGAGAAGGUCACUCUGGUCAACGUGUUCCUCUCCAUGGGGUUUGAAUUGCUCAUAUGCGACACCGACACUGUUUGGUUACGGAACCCUCUGCCUUUCAUCGCGCGCUACCCAACAGCAGACGUCCUCACGUCCAGCGACCAUCUUGUCCGAUCAGUUGAUGACGAGUCUUUGGAGAAGUGGCAGCAAGCACAGAGCGCGUACAACAUCGGCAUUCUGCACUUCCGCCCCACCGACCCGGCCAAGCGGUUAGCUCGAGCAUGGGCAGAACUUUUAGCCACUGACGCCACGAUAUGGGACCAGAACGGGUUCAACGAGCUCAUGCGGAAGCACAUGGGGCCGGACGUGGAUGCUGCUGCUGGCGACCAUCUGUUCUGGGCGUUCGACGGCAGCCUGAAGCUGGGGAUCCUCCCAGUGUCUAUCUUCUGCUCGGGCCACACCUUCUUUGUUCAGCAUCUGCACAAGGUGGUGGGUCUAGAACCGUAUGCUCUGCAUGCCACUUUCCAGUUUGCUGGCACUCCAGGCAAGCGCCACCGCUUCCGAGAGGCCAUGGCCUUCUACGACCCUCCAGAGUACUACGACCCGCCAGGUGGCAUCGUCUCAUUCGUCAAUGACAUUCCCGAGGAGCUGCUGACGGGCGGCGAUCACACGCUCUCCACGCACUUCCACCUGGUCAACUAUCAACUGCAAAGCAUUCGGGGUGCUCUGGCUAUCGCCCUCAUUCUGAAUCGAACCCUCGUCAUGCCAAGCACAUGGGCUCGGUUCGAUCGCAUCUGGUACCCCCAUAGGGGCAUCCUCGAUAACACUGCAACGCCACAGCCAUUCCUCUGCCCGCUCGACCAUAUUCUCAAUGUGGACAGGAUGCUUCCCGGGAAGCUUCCAGAAGAGGAGUUCGGGCCAGCAAUACCCUUUCGAGAGUACUCUUUCCUUGACAACCCUCGUGUCCCUAACGAGCUCCGAGCCUCCAAGCUCUCUGUGCGUAUCUGCAAUGACACUGUUCCUGAUUGCCCCACGGGAACGGACAGACAGGAUCUUCCCAGAGCUCACACACUCGAUCUGGUGCUGAGGAGAGGCGUACGAGAGAAGCAGUUGAGGGAGGCAUUAUCACGGAUUUCAGAUGUGAAGUGGAUCGAGUUCAGUUCUUUGCACGAUGUGUUUGGCGGAUGGGAUGACAAGAUGGAGAUUGCGGCAUUACACGGGCAUCUGGUGCUGCGUGCAUGCCCAUCCAGGCCAUAUUUACUACAACUUCUUCUGGGAUGA
This is a messenger RNA of Closterium sp. Yama58-4, 1905 nucleotides long. The record is from the annotation of a GenBank genome assembly. Lineage: Eukaryota; Viridiplantae; Streptophyta; Zygnematophyceae; Desmidiales; Closteriaceae.